This is a messenger RNA of Saccostrea cuccullata (small rock oyster), 1158 nucleotides long. RefSeq names its product mucin-5AC-like. Gene Ontology annotation, molecular function: protein binding. Bases 1 to 1110 code for a protein of 369 amino acids. The transcript is spliced from 5 exons. Lineage: Eukaryota; Metazoa; Mollusca; Bivalvia; Ostreida; Ostreidae. The record is from RefSeq and is a predicted model, not a curated record.
AUGGAGGGGAAAACAUUUGAUGGGGAAAGAGAGAGUGAGAAUGUGGGGAAUGUGAGAGAAAGACAGAAUGGUAGGGGAGGAGGAGUGAGAGGGAGAGAUAGAGUGAGGGAGAUAAAGAAGGGCGAGAGUGGGGGAUUACCAUCUCCCGUUCUAUCCAAACCCUCUAUGAUCUCCCUGCACUCUCUAUCCUUAUCACACUUAGCCUCUUACUAUCUCCACCGCUGUCUUUCAAGAGAGAAUAUGAGAGAGCGAGUAAGAGUGGAGAGAGAGAGAGAGGUUGGAGCGAGUAAGAGUAGAAGGAGUGAGAAUGGAGAGAGAGGAACAAACCAGGUGUUCGAGUAUGACGACACCCCUAUCACGUUUUCCUUCGUAACACAGGCUAGUCGUACGUACAGCGGACGAGGGUUUACGGCAGUCGUGACGGCAUUUACGGAGAAAUCUGGCGCCAACUGCUCCGGGACCGACUUCCUCUGUGACAACAACAGGUGUAUAAGUACUUCGCUCGAGUGUGAUGGAGAACAAAACUGUGUAGACAACACAGACGAAGCUUCCUGUUCAAGUACAACCGGUGCAGCAACAACAACAACUCCGUCUGCCUCGACCUCAGCUGGCGCAACGACCUCCUCUGCUGCAAACGUCACAUCUUCCAACCAGUCAACAACGCAGUCACCUUUAAGCUCCUCCCCCAGUGCAACUACCCAAUUAUUGUUAACUACGACCACACAGACAUCCGAAGAAAAGUCCACCUUUCCUGGUCUCGGAGAGAAGGCUGUCCUCGUGAUCAUCAUUCUGUCGUCUGCUGUGAUCGUUACCAUUAUUAUAACUGCAAUUGUCUAUAAGGUUUGGUGCACGCAGAACGUAGUUCAUCCUGUGCUUGAGAUAGAAGAGGCUCCAACAACAUCUUUUCAACCAGCUGCUAAACCAGGUCCCAAACCGCCUCCGAAGUCGGCCCCUAAACCAGCCCCUGAACCUGCUCCUAAAACAGCCCCCGAACCGGGUCCUAAAUCAGUACCACGGGGCAAAGCCCCGACCAGCGAGCAACCUAAAGCAAAAACAAACCCUUCAAAGAAAACGCCACCCAAAAGGAGUUUGAAGAAAGAUGCUUGGUAGAGAAAAUACUUUUGUCCAUUAAAUAUUUUCCUCAAUUUUUUCUUGUUU